This is a messenger RNA of Hibiscus syriacus, 1354 nucleotides long. Its product is annotated as homeobox-leucine zipper protein HAT5-like. Gene Ontology annotation, biological process: positive regulation of DNA-templated transcription. Gene Ontology annotation, molecular function: sequence-specific DNA binding; DNA-binding transcription factor activity, RNA polymerase II-specific. Gene Ontology annotation, cellular component: nucleus. The record is from RefSeq and is a predicted model, not a curated record. Lineage: Eukaryota; Viridiplantae; Streptophyta; Magnoliopsida; Malvales; Malvaceae. Bases 360 to 1211 code for a protein of 283 amino acids. The transcript is spliced from 2 exons.
CUUGAGAGAGAGAAACUUCGCUUCUUCUCCUCGUUCACCUCCUCUUCUUCUUCUUCUUCUUCUUCUUCUUCUUCUUCUUCUUCUUCAACUCUACUCUGCCAAAGCUUUGAAAAAAAUUAGCUUCUUCUGAGUGAUGGGUGUGAGCUGCCGUUGUUCCCACACCUCCCACAUCACCGAAAUCAUCAUCACCAGCUUCUUUCGUCACAAGUGAAGGAAUUUGUAUUCCUUUAAAAACAAAGAAACCCAGAGUGGUUUUUCUUUCCUUUUUUCCUUUUUCGUUAGCUUCUUUAGAUCAUUUGAUGAUGAAAAAGAUGAUAUCUUGAACAAGAACAAGAUUGAUCCUUUAGCUUGAAACAUUAAUGGCGGGUAGGAGGGUCUAUUCUAGUAAUAGUAGUAACAGUGAUCUCUCUGUUUUGCUCCAAAGUCAAAGGGUUGAGCCUUUCGAUCCCCUCUUCCUUCAAGGCUCGAAUUCUUUCCUUUCUUCAGGCGCGAGAUCGAUGUUGAGCUUCGAAGAUGUUCAUCGAGCCAACAGAUCGUUCUUCAGAACGUUUGAUCAGGAAGAGAACGGGGACGACGAUGAUUUAGACGAGUAUUUUCAUCAACCCGAAAAGAAGAGACGCCUCACCGUUGAACAAGUCCAGUUUCUCGAGAAAAGUUUCGAGGUGGAAAACAAACUCGAACCCGACAGGAAAAUUCAGCUGGCUAAAGACCUCGGCUUGCGGCCCCGACAAGUGGCCAUAUGGUUUCAGAACCGAAGGGCUCGAUGGAAGACGAAGCAGCUCGAGAAAGACUAUGACGCUUUACAAGCAAACUUCAACAGCCUCAAGGCCGACUAUGAUAAUCUUCUCAAGGAGAAGGAUAAACUAAAACAAGAGGUUCUUCAGCUCACAGAUAAGCUGGCCAUGAAAGAGAGAGAUGAGCCACCGCAACAGCCUGUCGAUGUUGUUGUUGUUGCGGCGGAUCAGACAGGUUCCGAGGUGGUCUGCAAACAGGAAGACAUGAUCAGCUCUUCCAAGAGUGAUACGUUCGAUCCAGACCAGUCUGAUGUAACACAGGAAGAGGGAGAUAACUUGAGCAACAGCCUGUUACAUCCUGCAGCUUCUUACAUCUUCCCGAAACUGGAAGACGAUGAUUACUCCGACCCGCCUGCAAGUUCGUGUAGUUUUGGAUUCCAUGUUGAAGAUCACGAUUUCUGGUCUUCAGCUUAUUAAGUUAUACCAUAUCAUAUUCCUUGUAUACAUAAAUAAACAUAUCAUCUUGUCUGUGUAUUAUGUUUUCUUGUUUAAGUGUCUGUAAAUGAGCCAUCUUUCUCGUGAGAAUUGUUGGAAACUGGAAUCCUUACUUUUGGUUGCAA